This is a messenger RNA of Trichoplax adhaerens, 867 nucleotides long. RefSeq lists its product as uncharacterized. The record is from RefSeq and is a predicted model, not a curated record. Bases 1 to 867 code for a protein of 288 amino acids. Lineage: Eukaryota; Metazoa; Placozoa; Uniplacotomia; Trichoplacea; Trichoplacidae. Gene Ontology annotation, molecular function: acyltransferase activity, transferring groups other than amino-acyl groups. The transcript has a single exon.
AUGGAAACGAAUAACACAAAUUCUGACUUUCAAAUCGUGACAGCAUCAGCGGAAGAUGUGAACUGGAUGUCGACAAUGUCCGAACGUGAGAAAUGGAAUCCUGGAUUGAAAGACGCAAUCGCAUUUCAACUAGUGGAUCCAAAUGGUUUCUUCAUUGGUUUAUUGAAUGGUAAACCGGUGUGUUGUAUCGCUGCUGUCAAGUAUCCUAAUACUACUUGCGGAUAUAUCGGGCGUUAUAUAGUUGAGGAAAACCAUCGCGGCAAAGGUUAUGGCUUACGUAUAUUUAAACACGCCAUGGAACAUUUAACUGGAUGUUGUAUUGGACUGGAUGCUGUUCCUUCUCAGCAGAAAAAUUACAAGAAAUUUGGAUUUCAAUAUGCUACUGCUGUUAAAAGGUAUAUUGGCGUCAUACAAAGAAAAGCCCAAAUUUGUAAAAAUAUACGACGCGCCAAAGAUAUCUCAAUGGAUAAGUUGAUAGAAUAUGAUGCUCGCCAUUUUCCUUGUCAAAGGACACAUUUCUUAGCGUCAUGGAUACAUGUAGGAACUGAUCAAUGUUUAGUUUAUAUCGAGGACGAUGGCACUAUCAAAGGCCUUGGAGGUAUUCGCCUUGGUGUCGAUGGUUAUAGGGUAGGACCACUAUUUGCUGAGACACCCGAAAUCGCAGAAAACUUACUUUACGCUUUGUGUCCUUCGGAAAGCGAUACUAAAGUUGAUUUCGAUAUUCCUGAACCUAAUUCUGACGGUAUACUUCUAGCUGAAAGAUUAAAUUUGCAAUAUUUUGGAGAGAGUGGGAGAAUGUAUACUGGUGUUAUACCCAAACUACCUUUAUCCAAUAUUUUUGCAUUUGCAAGUGCGGAACUAGGAUAG